This is a messenger RNA of Penaeus vannamei (Pacific white shrimp), 891 nucleotides long. Lineage: Eukaryota; Metazoa; Arthropoda; Malacostraca; Decapoda; Penaeidae. The record is from RefSeq and is a predicted model, not a curated record.
AUGUCUUCAAUCUACUCCAACUCCAGCUCUUCCAUAGACACCAGUUCCUCUAUAGGAUCAACUAGCUCCAGCACCACUGAGGAAACAACCACUUCUUCAAUCUACUCCAACUCAAGCUCUUCCAUAGACACCAGUUCCUCUAUAGGAUCAAGUACCUCUUCAACUACGAACACAACCACUUCAAGCUUUCCCACACCAUCCAUGAAUUCAACCACUUCUUCAACUACCAUCACUGAGGACUCUACUUACUCAAGCUCUUCCAUAGAUUCAACCAUUUCCUCCUCCGAAGCCACCACUUCAACUUUCUCUGUGGAUUCAACUGCUUCAUCUAGCUCCAACACCAGUGAGGAAACAACCAUGUCUUCAAUCAGCUCUUCUCCAGACACCAGCUCAUCUAUAGGAUCAAGUACCUCUUCAACCACAAACACAACCACUUCUUCAACCUUUUCCACGUCAUCCUUGAAUUCAACCACUUCUCCAACUACCACCACUGAGGACUCUACUUACUCAAGCUCUUCCAUAGGCUCACAAACUUCUUCAAAUUACACUAGCUCUUCUUCAGGCUACUCCUCCUCCAGCUCCUCUUUGAAGCCCACAAUUUCUACUUUCCCAAGCUACUCAUCAGAUUCAACCACAUCCUCCUCCGAAGGCACCACUUCAACUGAUUCCUCUGUGGAUUCAACUGCUUCAUCUAGCUCCAAAACCAGUGAGGAAACAACCAUGUCUUCAAUCAGCUCUUCUCCAGACACCAGCUCCUCUAUAGGAUCAAGUACCCUCCUCUUUGGAGCCCACAACUUCUACUUUCCCAACUUCCUCAUCGAAUUCAACUACGUCUUCCUUCCAAUCCACCACUUCUCCAACAGAUUUUUCUGUGGAUUCGACUACAGCUAG